Messenger RNA from Triticum aestivum (bread wheat), 4367 nucleotides. Its product is annotated as disease resistance protein RGA2. NCBI's taxonomy places the organism in Eukaryota, Viridiplantae, Streptophyta, Magnoliopsida, Poales, Poaceae. The coding region runs from base 249 to 3656 and encodes 1135 amino acids. The record is from RefSeq and is a predicted model, not a curated record. Gene Ontology annotation, molecular function: ADP binding. The transcript has 2 exons.
GAGACCGGCCCAACGAAAUUCCCGAUGCGAACCUCUUGUCCCUAUCGUGACGAACGAGAAAGGAGGAGACGAGAAGCAGCGAAACUUCGUCCAAGUUUCGAUUUUUUCGAAGUUUCCAAGGCCGCGCGGCCUCGCCGUUCCCCCCCGGACCCCUACUUCACCAUGGACGCGGCGGUGCCUCCGCCCCUCCCACCGCGCCACUCCCACCUUCGGGACCACCGGCAAGCACAGCCUCCCCGACCCCCGACAUGGCUCCACCGUCCGCGGCCGGCGCGGCCGGCGCGGCGGCGAGAUGGCUGGUGUCGCCGCUGCUGCAGUGCCUGGGCGAUCGGGCCAGGUCCUUCGCCGACGACCUCGCGCGGUACCUCCCGGGAGGAUCCGGGGACGCGCCCGCCGACCUCGCGCGCCUCUCCGGCGAGCUCCUCCGCCUCCAGGUGAACGCCGCCGACGUCGAGCGCGCCCGGCGCCGCCCCUCCGACCCCGCCCUCGUCGCCUGGCUCCACCGCCUCAGGGACGCGGCCCACGACGCCGACGACCUCCUCGACGACAUCCACUACGGCCGCCUCGCCGACUCCCUCGCCGCCCCACGCCAUAAGCUCCGCCGCAUCCUCGACUUCUCCCUCUCCAUCUGCCGCCGCCUGUUCCGCUCCGACGAGCCCCUCAAUCGGCUCCCCUCCGUCCUCGAGAAUCUCACCGACGCCUCCGCGGCCUACACAGAGAUGGCCCACCGCGGCCUGAAGCUGGACGCGCCCGCCUCUUCGUGGCUUGGCAACGAAUCGGCUACCUCUCCGCGGCUUGGUAACUUUAGCUCCGCCCUCCCAGUCGACAGCACCUUCUUUGGCCGCGGCCGCGAGCUCGCUGAUCUGCUGGAAAGGUUAGUCGGAUGCAAUGGCCCUGCUCAACUCGGGAACCAGGGUGUCCCGGUUGUUGCCAUUGUUGGCGAUGGCGGCAUCGGCAAGACGACGCUGGCGCAGAUGGCCUUCAAUGAUGUGAGCAUCCAGGCUCACUUCGAUCUCCGGAUGUGGGUGUGCGUCUCAAGCUGUAUGCAUGUGAUGGAGCUUACUAGGGAGAUAUUGCAGCUGGCCAAAGAGGGGAAGGACUAUCGUGGUGUACUCAAUUUUAAUUAUCUGCAGGAGUCGCUGGUUUCUGCCGUUGCAGGGAAGAGGUUCUUGCUCAUCCUUGAUGAUGUUUGGAAUGACAACGGGAGUGAGCUUUGGCAGAACGUAGACCAGGGGAAAGCUUUACUAUCACCUCUGCAGAAUGGUCAGCAAGGUAGCAGAAUAGUCGUGACUACACGCACGAAGAUGGUGGCUGACAUGCUAGGUGUAAGGAUCCCAAUGAUGUUGGUUGGAUUGGGUGCCGAAGAGCAUUGGUUGUUGCUCAAGAAGCACGCGUUGGUUUGUGAGGAGAGUUCUGGAUAUUCUCAGUUGAAGGAGAUUGGGAGAAAGAUUGCUUUGAAGCUAAGAGGAUCUCCUCUCGCAGCUAAAGUUAUUGGCGGGACGCUUAGUGGUACUCGAAGGGCAAGGGAUUGGAACAGUAUCUUGGAGACAGAUAUUCAUGGUGACAUUGUCGCCACACUUUUGUCAAGCUAUUACCAUCUGCCACCACACUUGCAGUGUUGCUUUGCAUAUUGCAGUAUAUUUCCGAAGAACUGGAAGUUUGAGCCAAAGAAACUUGUUAGGAUGUGGAUAUCACAGGGUUUCAUUCAGAUGGAAAAUGGCAGAAGCAUGGAGGAUUGUGGUAAAGAGUAUUUCAAACAACUUUUGUUGAGGUCAUUCUUUCAGACUGUCAAGCAAGGAAACAAAAGGCUCUAUCUCAUGCAUGACUUGAUUCAUGACUUGGCACAAAUGGUUUCUGAUGGUGAUUGUGGGAGGGUCGAAGGUGACAUGUCCAAAAACAUACUGCCAACCAUCAGACACUUGUCAGUUUCAAGUAACUGUUUAGGAAAGAUAAAAAAUCAAAACUAUCUGAAGAGAUUAAGGACACUGAUUGUGUUUAGAGAUCCUUUGAUGCCCCCGAGUCCUAUCCCAGAUGGUUUUCUCGCUGAGAUAAAGAAUGUGCGCACGUUAGAUUUUACCGGAUGUGAUAUAUCCAAGUUACCCGAAGCAAUUGACGUACUAACUCAUCUACGCUACAUAGCACUUCCUGAUACUAUCAAGACCAUACCUGAAUCUGUGAGCAGAUUACUGCAUCUUCAGACUUUUGAUAUUCCAAAGAAGUGCCAGCUUGAUGGAUUUCCUGAGGGUAUGCACCAGUUGACCAGCUUGCGACAUCUUGGCAUCGAGUCAAAAUACAUCUCAACAAUAAGAGGUAUUGGUAGUCUGGUUAACCUUCAAGGUUCUGUUGAGUUCCAUGUUAAAAAGGAAAAGGGGCGAACCUUAGAAGAAUUGAAGGAUAUGAGGGAUCUUCAUGGGCUUCUUAGCAUCAAGAAUCUGGAAAAUGUUCAAUGCAAAGAGGAAGCUUGCGAAGCUCAAUUGGCAAAUAAGCAACAUGUGAACAUUUUAAAAUUUGAAUGGAGUGUUGCCAAUUUAGAUUUUGGUCCCAACAUAGAUGCUGAAGUAUUGAACUGCUUACAACCUCAUCCCAAUCUGGAAGAACUUCACAUUGCAAGGUACAAAGGGGCAUCAUCGCCGAGGUGGUUGCAGCUGAAAACGUUGUCCCACCUGAAAUGCCUGUAUCUAGCUAAUUGCAGAAGGUGGGAGUGGCUUCCUCCUCUGGGGCAGCUUCCAUCUCUGAGGGUGUUGCACCUGAAGGAAAUGAAUUCUGUUGCUGAAAUUGGCCCUUCGUUCUAUGGUGGCUUGAUGGCAUUUCAAUCUCUAAAGGAUCUUGAAUUUGAUGACAUGCCGAAUUUAGUUCGCUGGACAGGAGAAACUGGUAACUCAUUUCUCCCUUCCCUGCAAAAGUUGAAGAUUUCAAACUGUCCAAAGUUGGAUGAAGUGCCCUUGCUUCCUUAUACAAUAAAAAGAGUGACGGUAGAACGAAGUAAAGUUUCACAUCUCAAGUUGUCCCCUCAUUGUUCAUCUAGAUCAAGCAAAUUCAUGUUGGAAAUUUCUUCCACGAGUAUUCUGAGUGAAGGGUUCUUAUUACAUCAGCAACACCUUGAAGCUACCGAGGUUCUAAACAUUAGGGGUUGUUGGGGAUCAGUGGCUGCCGAAAAAUUUAAGUUACUAACAUCACUAAGAAAACUACGGUUAUGGCAGUGCGACAUGGAUGAUGCAAGGCUUAAUUUGUGUUUGCAACACUUAACUGUUCUCGCUUCCUUAGAGAUAAUUGACUGCAAGAAUAUCAAAUCAUUUGUCUUGCCAGUUGGUUCAAGGUAUUUUACAACACUUCAACACUUGUGCUUUGAGAAUUGCCUGAACCUUUCCUCCUUGGCUACCUUGGAAAGCUCCAUUUUCCUGAAAAGUUUGAUCAUUGAGAGGUGUCCAAUGGUCACAGCAGUGUCCCUACCUUCUGAGAUGAAGAGAAUGACAUCUCUUAAUAAACUGAGUAUAUCACACUGCCAAGGGUUUCAGUCAUUGCCGAGCAGUAUCCCGCCAUCCCUGGAAUUUCUUCAUUUGGUUGGGUGUGACUCGAGGUUGACUGAAGGGUUACUUGAGAGGCAAGGUCCAGAGUGGGAGAAGAUUGCCUUUAUCUCCCAAAUCACAGUAUACUAAUUGUAUGGUUUGUGUUAGUUUGUUGCACGGAUUUGGAUUCUGGACCAUGGUGUUCCUCAUAGUUCAUCUUCUGCUCACCUCUGCUAGGUUUCUGCCGAUGGUGUUGUGUGUUAUGGAGCCAAUAUCUGGAUUUCAUACAUGAAGCUAGCACUCUACGUACACUUGAAAGCAUACCUACAAAUAGAAUUGGAAUGUCUUGAUGAGAUUCUUGGGAACUCCAAAGCUUUGUGAAGAAGCAACCACUAUCUACUGGCCAAUGCAAAUGCGGUUGAUCAUUCGAAGGCAUGGCCUACUUAUGUACCGCAAGCUAAAUCCGCUGGAACUUAUGGAGUAGAAGCUCUUGUGGUCAUAGUUUAAAAACCUAAUUUGACUGCAUUGCUUGCCAGCAUAUGGAGUCUCCAUCUGUCACUUCACUUACCCAUGAAGUUGCUUUGCUUUGCUUUGGCAUUUCAGUUAAUCUCUAAGAUGUAUGACUCUCGGAAGGUAUAAUCCCAGAAAGGUGAAGAUCAAGUGUUAAUGCAAGUGUUUCAAGAGAGAGCAUACCACAGGUUUUGUGAGACACUAACUAGUUACUGCAAUGUAAAUGCUGCCAUAUGAACAGGAUAAAUGGAUUAGUGCUCCCUGUAAAUUGUGUAGUUGUUUCCGAUAGUAAACAUCAACACCAUACAUAUAAAUGGUUGAAAUUGAAAUAAUGUGUAUGUUGUACAUAAA